Messenger RNA from Aethina tumida (small hive beetle), 6069 nucleotides. RefSeq lists its product as uncharacterized. The record is from RefSeq and is a predicted model, not a curated record. Gene Ontology annotation, biological process: monoatomic ion transport; transmembrane transport. The transcript is spliced from 23 exons. Gene Ontology annotation, molecular function: protein-containing complex binding; monoatomic ion channel activity. Gene Ontology annotation, cellular component: membrane. Bases 712 to 5277 code for a protein of 1521 amino acids. NCBI's taxonomy places the organism in Eukaryota, Metazoa, Arthropoda, Insecta, Coleoptera, Nitidulidae.
UCCGCACACCAGUCCACAGUCCAGCUAGCCGUGCUCGAUUCGGCCGCCGAGCGAGCCGCCCCCACCUUGCAGUUUACGCGCUGUGCAAUCUUUCCGGUGCGUCUGUAGAAAGGGAUUUUUGCGACAUUUUUUUCUGACUCGAUUUUUGGUUGGUCUGUUUCAUUUUUCUCGUUUAGUUUUUUUGGAUUUUUCGGUUUGCCGGUUGUGUUGGGGGGGUUGUUUUUUUUUUUUUCUUGGGGGAGUACACAUGACGUGGAGAUGGUACGGUGGUGUGUCGCGUGUUUUUACCACGACGAAGGAAGUCCAGGUCCAGGAAAACUAAAAACAUAGCCGUCCCUUAGUGCAUAUAUUAUUAUCUAAUAGAGGUUUAAAUGUAAAUUUAAAAGAAGUUAAAUACUAGUGCCACAUCUACCUGUAUCUUAUGUACAAAAUACACCAACUAAAGAAACGCGUUUGCCAAAAAACAAAGAAGUUAUUUACUCCUAAAACUAUACAUACACUAAAAAUUCAAGUAUAUAUUGUUAUCUACACAAAAAAGAGAGAGAUUCCUAAUAGAGAUUUAACUGUUAAGUAUUAAAACGUUUGCCAAAUUCUAUAAAACAAACAAACACACACACACGAAGUGACCAAAAAAUCGAAGUCGACCCAGUGCCGUUGAUGAAAGACGUGUGGGGCGUCAGAAGUUGAGCGCCCCCGAAACGGCGACCGACGAUGAAACUGUCGGUGUCCGCGUACCGCGCCCACGCCUCCGCCCACAAGAAGAUCCUCGACACGGCUUACAACCUGAACUAUGGAUCGACGUCCGCCUCGCAUCCGCAUCCCGCCAGCUCCGGGGCGGCGGGCGCCCCCACUUGUUCCGGUUUUCAGAUUGACCCCCCACAGGGGGGCGGUCAGCAUCAUGCGGGCGGCAAUCAGGGCGGCGGGCUCAUGGUGACCAAUCUGCUGGACGACGGCAGCAGCGACGACGCCAAUACGCCCCUACACUCGCCCCGCUCGCAGAACACCUCCAGGGAGGAGGACGACAGCUCCAACGCCAACGAGAGCGACUGCAAGAGUCCUAGUCAAAGAACGAAGUCCAACCAAAGGUGGAUGAAGCUUCGCACGACCGUACAAAUAUCAUCCGCAAUACAAAAGAAACCCCCGCUGAAGCGCGAGGACUCAUUCCUGAAGCGCUUCUCCAGCCGCCAGAUACCGGAGGCUCAGGAAACGGUCGAGGACACGGGCAGCGAGGGGGGCACGACGGGCGAGAGCCACUCGGCGCCGCGACGUCGACGACGGCAACGCAAACAGCCGCGCACCGUCGUCAAUCCCGACUCCAACUUUUACUUCUACUGGCUGCUGGUGAUAACCGGUGGCGUCCUCUACAACAUGUGGACGCUGAUAGUGCGCCAGAGCUUCCCCGAACUACAGAGGAUGAUAGCGACGUUCUGGGUGACGUGCGACUCGAUCAGCGACCUCGUGUUCCUGCUGGACGUCGGGGUGCAGCUGAGGACCGGUUACCUCGAACAGGGCCUUAUGGUAUACGACAGCAAGAAGCUUGCCUGUCACUAUCUCAGAUCACGUGCCUUCUUGCUGGAUUUGGCUGCCUUGUGUCCACUGGACCUGUUGCAGUUCAGGUUCGGCUACCAGCCACUAUUAAGGUGUCCUAGGUUUUUAAAGGUGUACAGAGCAGUAAAUUAUUAUUAUAUGGUCGAAUCAAGGACAAUAUGGCCGAAUUUGUGGAGAGUCAUAAAUUUAAUUCACAUUCUGUUGAUUUUAGCCCACUGGUUUGGAUGUUUUUACUUUUUAUUGUCGGAAGCCGAAGGUUUUCAGGGCGACUGGGUCUACCCCUACCGACCGGGGGACUACGCCACCCUUACGAGGAAAUACCUAGGCUCGUUGUACUGGUCCACGCUGACCCUAACCACCAUCGGCGACCUUCCAACACCAGAAACAAACGCCGAGAAAACGAAUAGCGUCGAUGGCCCUCGAUCCCUGCCGCGGAGAGGGGUUAAAUCGCGUCUUCUCCAGUUCAACACGAAUUUUGGAUAUGUGUUCACAAUUGUUAGUUAUCUGAUUGGAGUUUUUAUUUUUGCAACAAUAGUUGGUCAAGUUGGAAAUGUGAUAACAAAUCGUAAUGCGAAUCGUCUGGAGUUCGAACGACUGCUGGACGGAGCUAAAACUUACAUGCGACAUCAUAAAGUGCCGGGAGGGAUGAAGCGUCGCGUCCUACGUUGGUACGACUACAGCUGGUCUCGAGGUCGGAUACAGGGUGGCGGCGACAUCAAUACAGCUUUAGGCCUCCUACCGGACAAGCUCAAAACUGAACUGGCCCUCCACGUGAACCUCAGCGUCCUCAAGAAGGUGACCAUCUUCCAGGAGUGCCAGCCCGAGUUCCUGCGCGACCUGGUGCUGAAAAUGAAGGCGUACAUCUUCACCCCCGGCGACUCGAUAUGCCGCAAGGGGGAGGUGGCCAGGGAGAUGUUCAUCAUCGCCGACGGCAUCCUGGAGGUCCUCAGCGAGCACGGCAAGGUGUUGACCACCAUGAAAGCCGGUGACUUCUUCGGGGAAAUCGGCAUUUUGAACCUCGACGGCCUCAACAAGCGCACGGCUGACGUCAGGUCAGUCGGGUACUCGGAGCUGUUCUCCCUGUCGCGUGAGGACGUCCUGGCCGCCAUGAAGGACUACCCCGAAGCUCAAGAGAUCUUGCAGGCCCUGGGGCGCAAGCGCCUGAUGGAGGUGAAGGCCAGCGCACGCCAGCACGCCCACCACAAAGAGCACGGCCACCACGGCCACGGCCACGACAAAGGGCUGGUGGACAAAAUCAAGAGCGAAGCGAAGGGUUUGAGAAACGCCUUAAAAAAAUCGAAGACCCAUCGACGUUCGAACGAGUCGCUAGAGCUUCAGCCCCUGCACAGCAACAACAACUCCAAAGGCACCUUAAAGCGGAUGUCCAGGGUGAAGUCGCACGAGCUGUCUCAGGAGGAGGCUGGCGAAAGGAAGGAGGAAAAGGCUGAGCCCAGCACCUCCCCACUAGGUGCUGGUCUGCCCCUGCUGCAACGUUUAAGGUUGCUCAAGGAGAAGCAAGAGAAUGAGGAGAAGGCGAAGCGUGCAGCCUCACCGAUGAUAUCACCAACCAUGAAGAGCCCUCCUUUAAUCCAAGAAGACAGUUCCGAACCUCUUGGUGCGGGUCUGCCUCUUUUGCAAAGGAUAUUGAUGUUGAAGGCCAAGGAAGAGAAGGCAGCUAAGGCGGCCAAGACAGGCGUUGGAGGGUUGAUAGUGAAGAGUCCCUGUCAAUUAAUUAAUAGUCAAAUUAAUGUUAAGUCACCCCCAAAUUCUUCACAACCGACUAGCCCCACGCCCAUAGUUACGUCGACGUCGAGGAUGUCAUUGCCCUGUCCCCCCAAAUCUGGUUUUAUAUCAACCACUAAAACCCAGAUGCCUGCAAAGUUAAUUAAUAAUAAGAUAUCCCUAAGGGAACGUCUCAAGCUGCACACGUCCUCGAACAAGGAGAAGGACACCAGCAUCAAGGACUCCCUGCUGAAAGACACCGACGCCCCACCGGAAAGUGACCUGAAACAAGUGAUAGUUGAACCGUCCACACACGCGAAACCGACCGUGCCCCAGGCCGAGGACAAAAGUGACGCGCCCCCCGUUCCGCCUCGCGUGCGCAACGAACCGCCCGAGGUUACGGACAAACCGACGGACGCGAGUGAGUCGCCGAAGGCGAACGACGACGUGAGCAGCGAGAGGUCGGUGCUGAGCAGCGAGUCGAGCAUCGACAAGGCGCAGCACUGGGUCAAGUUGAAGAAGGCGGCCAUCUCCAAGGACGUCGGCGAUCAGACGGAGAACGGCGAGGAGGAGGCGGAGAUGGAGGAGCGGCCGAAGGCGAACGGGAAGUCGAAGCAGAAGCCCAACCUGAUACUGACCAGGAAAACGAAGCACUACAGAACAGUCAGUAUUUAUCCUUCGGACGAGUCCGGCGAACGUACCAAAAUGAAAUCGUAUCUUCCAAUAAGGUCAAUAGAUGACCUCUCACCUGAGUACGGUCCCCUACCCUUCGUGAAAAAGCUGAAGAUCCUCAACGAACGCCAGAAGCUGGAGGAGCUGGAGUCGGUGAUCAAAACCAGGAGCUUCAGCUUGGACAUCCCCGAUAACCAAUCGAUGGACAACGACACCUUGACCAGAUCCCAAUCGGAGGGUAGUACCAUGCACCAAAACAAAAACUUCCUGAGCACACCGCUCGUGGCAAGUCCCCUGCACUCCUCCAACGAAUCAAACGAAACACCCGAACGCAGGAACCUCAAAUCGAUCCUCAAAAAACUAUCGGAGGACUCCAAGGAGGUGCAACAAAACGUAAUGCCGGAAAAACGAAGCAGCGCGGAGUUCAGGACAACGAAACUUAGAUUGAUGAGGGCGCCGACCAUAGAGGGUUACGCGGCCAGACACAGCAAGCUAUCGAAAAGCGUCACCUUCAACAGGGACACGUUGCAAAGUCCGCCGAACAGUGCCAACCUGAUCACAGGCACGCCGCAGAGCUUGUUCCCGUUCGGCGCCACCGACCUCAUCUCCAAUCAGGAGAAGAAGGCGGAGCUGGAGAGGUUCCUGCCCAACAAGACCAACAACCAGGUUAAAUUAAUUAAGGCAUCUUUGGAUGAUGAACAGCAAUACUUUGCGGACAUCCUGUUGGCCAUCAAGCAAGUAAUGUCGGCCCACCUGCAGGAGAUCCAGGAGAAGUUCCAGCAACGGUUCGAGAAGCUGGAGCAGGACUGCAGGGUCAAAGACGAAAUCAUCGACCAGUUGAGGGCCCACAUCACCGAACUGGAGAAGAACAACGACGACUCACUAACGGACUCGUACGAGACCAUCAUCUCCAAGGACAAGUCCUGGGACGAGCCCUCGCAGGAGGAAAUCGGGGAGAUACAGGAGCUGCCCCAGCAUCCGCUGCAGCCCAGCAGCAUCUGGUCGUCCCGAAGUCGAGACUCCCUCACCGAGGCAACGCACAACGUAAUCCUAGACAUCGAUUCGACGACGGACACCGAUUCGGAAAAGUCGGAGGCCAGGGACGAAACUGAUUCGUUGUAUAACGAAAACGAACAGAUCCUGGAGCUGGACUCGGAAACGGAUCAGAACGAGUCGGAGAGCGAGUUCGACGAAACGACCGGCAACAACUGGGAGAUAGAGAUGCUGGCCGCACAAAUACGUGAACGGAGAUCUGCGAGCUUGGAUCACAACGCCACAGGUCGACCAAGGAGGCGUUUCAACACGGGCUCAAGCGUCGAUAAUUCAAACGACUGAUAUAUAAUUUCGUUCAUCUAUUUCUUAUCCAUCGGACCUAUUUUUUCAUCGUUCAAGGUGUAAAUAUUUCUAGUUGAUCCUGAUUUCAGUCAUCCGAACUUUAUUGUCUGCGAUCUAUCGGUUUCGGAACAUUCAGCGGAUUCACUUUGACUUGUUACUUGUUGAUGUUAUCAAAUUUUUAUAAGUAGGCUCAUUACACACGAACCAUUGUGCAGUAUUUUUGUUACAACGAUAUCAAAUUAAUAUGUUACCAAGUUGCAUGGAUCUAUUGGUUAUUGUUUUCUUAAGUUCCAACUACGACCAAAUAAUAUUUGUCCGGUGAGGAUUUUUGUAUGUAAUGAGUCGGGGGGUGUUUUCAAUUACUUUUUACUUUUUUGAGAUGUAAGAUGACCUUAGCUUUACUAAAGAAGACUGUCUUAAUAAAAAAAAUGGCUCGAAUUGUUGAAAAAUGCUCAAAAACAAUGAAAUUAUAAGUAAAAAUGAUUCAAGAGUGCCAAAUAUAGCCAAAGAUGAAAUGAAUUUUAUGCGAAAAGAAAACCAACGCGUUUCUUUUGUAGAAAUCUUAAUUUUUUACAAGAGGAAUUUACGUAAUAGGAUUUAUUCCUAGACAAGAUGAUAAUUGAAAGUAUUUGUUUUUCACAAUAAUAAUUUUAGAGAUGAAAUGACCAGUGAAUAGUGAGUAUUAAUAAAAGAAUCAAUAAAAUGAAUAAUUAUUGUAGAUAACACCUAUUAAUAAUAAUAUAGUAAUAAUAUGUAAAUUAUAUAAUUAUAAAUUAAAAACAAUAAAUUAUA